This is a messenger RNA of Candidozyma duobushaemuli, 1458 nucleotides long. RefSeq lists its product as uncharacterized. The record is from RefSeq and is a predicted model, not a curated record. Gene Ontology annotation, cellular component: cytoplasm. The transcript has a single exon. Gene Ontology annotation, biological process: mitochondrion distribution. The coding region runs from base 1 to 1458 and encodes 485 amino acids. Lineage: Eukaryota; Fungi; Ascomycota; Pichiomycetes; Serinales; Metschnikowiaceae.
AUGCAAGAAGUAAUCAGCAUUGCAGCAUCAUCAUCACUGGGUCAUCUUUGCACUCAUCUUUACAACGUUCAGGAAUCCUAUAUCCCCUACCUGAAAAAGACCAAAAUCACACACCAAAAUGACAUCUUUCUAGAGCCAUCAAGACAGAAUGGAAGGGUGAACUACUACCCUAGAGCUAUAAAUAUCCAGCUCAAUGGUGGAUUUGGAUUUUUAGGAAAGUAUACCUUUCAAGAUCCAUCCAUCGAUUUGUCAGCAUUUGACGGUAUCGAACUCGAAAAGAAACCUAGGGUCGAUAAGAAUAUUUAUCAGCAAAACUUAGACGAGGGUAAGCCGACAGAUAAUCUGAUGCUCAAUGUCGAAAACACGAAGUUUUUUACAGAUUAUAAUAAGUUGAUCUACAGACCUUACUCGCUACUAUCUAUCGAAGACUACACCCAUCCAGAAGGUACUCACAAGCAUUUUGAAAGAUAUAAAUUUGAUUCCUUCAAAAUAGGCGCCGACGAAUACAAGAAUUACGAAGAUGAUGUCGACGAAAGUUUCAGGAAAUUACUCGAGUCUCUGGAUAAUAUACAAGGAGUUUCAUUAUUCAGCGAGCUUGACAAUGCUUGGAGUGGGUUCACUAAUGAAAUGUUGGUCCAUCUUCGUGACGAAUAUUUUAAUAAUGGUGUCAGCAGUAAGUACAAUCUAUGGUGUUACGCCAUUGGAUCCAAAUCAUUUACCAAGCAAGAUACUUUGACAAGAAUCAAAGGCUUGAUAGAGCUAUCCAAAAACAGCUCACUCCUUUUCCCACUUGGAAUCGAUCAACAGCUGAGUCUUCUACUGAGCACAUACCACGCAGAGAGUCUAUGGCAUCGGGGGUUAGUGCAUGCAUACUUCGUCAACUCGAUUUGGUCGACGAACAACCAAUCGGAAGGCAAGACUACAAUGGCAGAAUAUGAGGCCAAUUUAUUGAGAGGAUACCACAAAAGAAACAUUGUUAAUGAGAUUCGUCUCAAUGAAGUCGAGCUGAAGACCGGAACCACAGUUAUUGAUGAUCCACGGAUAAUAGAAGCAGUUUUGCGUGGCGAAACGCCUCCCAAGAAAGAGAUGAGGCAACUUGACCUCAACCUCUUGUCUAAUGCGUCGUCAAGUAAACGUUUCUUUUCUCAGUACAUCAUCCCUGAUGAUGAGAAGUUGAAAGAGAAGCUUGACGGAAAGGUCUGUGUGAACAAAGACAUUGGUAAACUCACCUCAUUGGACUCAUCACCAGCUGUGUUUGAAACCGACAAUUUAUACACCGAGUUUGCACAAUCAACUGGCCUCAAGGACCAUCUCAAGCAGUAUCGCCAGAUAAUUCAACGUGUGCGAGCACCCAAGGAUCUAGAGAUUGUGGGAGACAAGCAAGAGUUGGUUGAGGAUAUCUCCUAUCUCAUUGAUGAGUAUAUCCAGGGAUACGAACUGGAAGAAGAGUCAGAUUAA